CGAAGAUGCGCAGCCAUCGUAGAUGUACGCGCAUUCUCGGUCACGUGAUUGCAAAUUCAAAUGAACUUUGAGGCGGCUACUAUAUAUUUUGUAGCGCGAGGACGCUUUCACAUGGAGUCUGGUAUACACGAAUUUCACAUUCACAAAAAAUAUAAUUGCAUGCAUGAACAGAAACGAAAUGGAAUGUCCGGCAAGUAUAAAAAAACUUGACGAAACUGUCGUCAAUCUCAUCGCUGCAGGUGAAAUUAUUCAGAGACCAGCGAAUGCUUUGAAAGAGCUGAUUGAAAAUAGUCUCGAUGCCAAAGCAACGAAUAUUCAAGUAUUUGUUAGGGAAGGAGGAAUGAAGCUUCUACAGGUUGUAGACAAUGGCACUGGCAUCCGCAAGGAUAAUUUAGACAUUGUAUGCGAACGUUUUACAACCAGUAAGCUACAAACUUUUGAUGAUCUCAAGUCUAUUUCAACUUUUGGUUUCCGUGGCGAAGCCCUGGCGAGUAUCAGUCAUGUAUCGUACUUUACAAUAACAACCAAGACAAAAGCUGAAAAGUGUGCUUACAAAGCAUCAUACUCAAGAGGUAAAUUGAAAGAACCUCCAACUCCUUGUGCUGGUAAUCAAGGAACAAUAAUCACUGUGGAGAAUUUAUUUUAUAAUGUAUCAAUACGCAAGAAAGCUUUGAACAGCUCAUCUGAAGAACUGUCCAAAAUUCUGGAAGUGGUUACUAGAUAUGCUGUUCACAAUCCUAGCGUAGGAUUUACCCUGAAGAAAUAUGGUGAAGCAGUAAAUCUUAUUCGUACUCCAUGUUCAUCAACAAAUAUUAGUAAUAUUCGACUUCUUUUUGGAACUGCAAUUGCUAAAGAGCUUUUGGAAGUAAAAUUAGACGAUGCUAAACAUAAAUUUAAAUUACACGCACUAGUGACCAAUGCAAAUUAUAUUUCUGGUAAAAGAAUGACGCUUUUAUUAUUCAUCAAUCAUCGUUUAGUCCAUUCCUCUGCAAUGAAAAGAACUCUUCAAGAUAUGUAUUCAGUAUACCUGCCAAAAAAAGCUUAUCCUUGGUGUUAUAUUUCUUUAGAGAUAGAGCCUCAAAAUGUUGAUGUUAACGUACAUCCAACAAAAAAUGAAGUGAGAUUUCUCCACGAAGAAGCAAUUAUUAAAAAAAUUAAAAUCCUUCUUAAUGAAAAAUUGCAAUAUGAAUUUCCACAAGAUGGUUUCACAGAGAAAGCUCUUGAUAAAAGUUUUCCUUGUUCUCAAGAACAGGCAGAUAAAAAGAAAACGAAAAAGAUUUUUGCAAAAGAUAUGAUCAGAACUAGUAAUUCAGAUCAAAAACUCGAAAAGUUCAACUUUACUGUCAAUAAAAAUGAUUUGAAAAGUACUGAGCCAGAAAAAAAUGAAAAACUUGAUAUUGACACCAUGGUAUUGUUGAAAGAUAAGGAUCCAUUGGAUGAAGCUUCAAGUUCUUCAAAAAAUCCUGACUAUACUUUUGAUACUUCAAUUAAAAUAAAUCAAAAUGAAGUUUCUAGAAGAACGAUCAAUAAAGAAAAUUUAUCUGAAUUAGAAUCUUUGAAAUCAGUAGACGAAAGAAAAGUGGAGACAACAUUUUCAAGUAUAAUAUUAAAAUUGCAAAAAGAAGUUGAAGAUAAUUCUGAUGAGAGAUUACGUGGAAUCAUUUCAAAUUUAAUUUUUGUUGGUUGCAUUGAUCAGUGCUCAGCUCUAAUACAAAGUGGCGCUAAUUUAUAUAUCUGCUUGACUGAAAAACUUGUUGAAGAAGUUUUUUAUCAAAUCAUGCUGUAUAAUUUUGCUAAUUUUGGAGCGAUUAAUUUUUCAGAACCUAUAUCAAUCUACGAACUUGCUCUACUUGGACUUAGUGAUCCCAGUGCUGGAUGGUCACAAGAAGAAGGCGAUAAAGAAAAAUUGGCAAUGGCUGCCAAAAACCUUUUACUGAAGAAAGCGAAUAUGCUUAAAGAAUAUUUUUCAAUUAAUAUCGAUAAAAACGGCAAUAUCAAAUCUUUACCAGUAAUAUUAGAAAACUACUUUCCCUCACCAGGAUAUUUUCCUAUAUAUAUUUUAAGGCUGUCAACCGAAUUAGAUUGGGUUAAUGAAAAGGCAUGUUUUUCUGGCAUAUGUCGAGAAACUGCGAGAUUUUACUCUGAAUUAGGUUCAGAAAAUGAUUCAUGGAAAUCUUUAACUGAACAUGCAUUGUACAGCACUAUUAAACAAAGUCUUUUACCGCCCUCAAGUUUUUUUGAUGAUUCAACAAUAGUAGAUGUAGUUGAUUUGCCUACUUUGUAUAAAGUCUUUGAGCGUUGUUAAAACGUAUUAAAUAAUCCAUGAGAAACCUACUUAUAUUGCUUUAUAAAGCAUUUAAAUAAAUAAAAAGGAUUAAUUAGUUGAUUAUUGCUGUUCCAUUGUAAUUGAAAUUAAUGUUUUAAAUACUUGUUAAAAUUUAGUAUUUUAUAUAACAAACGAGAUUUAACUCAAUACCUUAUAGUAAAGCAGAUUCGGACAUGUCAAAUAUUCUUAAAAUUAAUGAAUCUUAAUUUUUGUACGUGUACCCAAUAAUAAAAUCAGAUUGCUAAAGAAGAAAAUAGUUUUAGGUUUUUAAAACUGCAUUCCUAUAAUGUGUCGAUCUCUUUUUUGCACAUAACAAAUGUAAUUGUAUCAUAAAUAAAUAAAUAAAUAUACGUACUUGUAUUAUACGUGCUUGCGUGCGCUAAACUAAUAAGACGGAUAACUAAUCCGCGGAUAGUCGACCGUAUAUGUUCGUUGGUAAACUAUUGGCGAAAAAAAAAUAGCCAUCCGCAGCGAACUGCGAAGCACAAGUCGCAAGCCCGCCGCUAACAAGACAUCAUAUAACCUAUCAAAAAAUGGCAAGCAAGGUAGUAGCCAAUGUUGCUGCAACUUUUUCAAAAUUUGAAGCAGCAUUAGUAAAUAUCAUAUUACAAAAAUUGCAACCAGGUUUUUGUAUAACUGUUUUAAAUUCUGAUAGACAAUCCACAAAUUUCUCAAUCAAAAACAUUUGGGACAAUGGGUUUUUGUGGGCAGUGCCAAAGCACAGACGUUCGUUGGAAAAACGCUUGAAUCGAAAAUUUGGAUGGCCUAAAUAUAAUUGGAAGCCAUUAGUCCCAAAAACUAAUUUGUUGAUGUGCAGAGCUUGUGGACACUACCACGAAUCCUUCACAAUUUGUGGUCAUUGCUAUGAAAAAGUAAAAGCAGAAACUCUAGAAAUUCAGAAAGCCAUGGAUCAACAACUAAAACUCGAUCCUGUCAAAGAUGAUAUUGUUGUCCUGUAUGAAGGUGAAGUCCAUGAAUCAACUCAGUUCUGGAAGAAUCAGCGUAUAGUCGAAGUCCCAAAGAAAAGACCGUCUUGGUUUCAACAAAAUUUGCUUGAAUCAACAACACAAAAAUUAUCAGACAGCAAAGAAAUAAAACCCAAUGAUUUAGCAUAAAAUA
Nasonia vitripennis (jewel wasp) is the source of this 3445-nucleotide messenger RNA. RefSeq names its product mutL homolog 1-like. The coding region runs from base 164 to 2305 and encodes 713 amino acids. Gene Ontology annotation, molecular function: ATP hydrolysis activity; ATP-dependent DNA damage sensor activity; ATP binding. The transcript has 12 exons. The record is from RefSeq and is a predicted model, not a curated record. Gene Ontology annotation, cellular component: MutLalpha complex. Lineage: Eukaryota; Metazoa; Arthropoda; Insecta; Hymenoptera; Pteromalidae. Gene Ontology annotation, biological process: mismatch repair.